AUGGCGGCUGCUCUCAAUCUCCCGCCACUGCCAGUCUUGAACAAGAAACAAGUGGACGAUGAGGUCUGGUCCUUGAUACCGGAAGAGUCGCUUGCACGGUUGCAACAGUCACCUCCUGGCUCGUCGUCAAGGGAGGCUCUUAUUCUCAAAAUCAUACAGACGAUCGGAGAUCGUAGACUGCCACCCCUGGAUGUCGAUGAGAUAUCGGCAAGUCUCAGCCGGCUGGCGACCCGAGGGGAGGGUCCGGACCCCUUCAUAAGGUUUUUGACUUCGCAAGGUGUUCGCGAACAGACCAUCCAGGCUUUUCAGGCAUGGUCUGAGGCCAUGGGCGAUCUUCAGAUGGAUGAUGAUUUCCCAUGGAGCAAGUUCGUUAACGGCACAGGUGGUCCGUCUUAUGCGAUAGUUGCGCAUACGUAUACUAGCAAGUCAUCCGACCCACCAGUAACCCCAUCUGGUCUCUCUGGGCCGAACACGUGGCUGAACAUGGUUGAGAAGAGGUUCUUCGUCAUUCAACACAGCGACGGGCAUAUCAUGGCGGUGCUGAGGCUCGUAAGGGAUGCCCAGGUGGCUAGCUGGACCAAUACGACCGUCUCAACACUCUUGAACUUUGACACGAUCGUCAAUGGCGUCAUUCUAACGCAUACGAUUGUAGUCGCUGGCGAUGUACCUGCAGGAUACUAG
Filobasidium floriforme is the source of this 681-nucleotide messenger RNA. RefSeq lists its product as uncharacterized. Lineage: Eukaryota; Fungi; Basidiomycota; Tremellomycetes; Filobasidiales; Filobasidiaceae. The record is from RefSeq and is a predicted model, not a curated record. The transcript is spliced from 4 exons. The coding region runs from base 1 to 681 and encodes 226 amino acids.